CCCUUUCCUCGCGCUGCUUCCGCGCCGUCACGGCGCUGGGCUGCCGACGCGUCGACCUGGAGGCGGCGGAGUGGGCGUGGCUUGAGCCCGGUCCUCCUUCGCGCCCCUCUGAGGGGACGAGACUGCGUGGCGCUCGAGGCUCCAGCAGCGGCUCUUCUUCAGAAAAUACCCCUUCAGAGUGGGCUACAAUGGAGAUGGUUCAACCACUCUUGAACAGUGAUGCAACUUUGGACCUUCAAGAGCAGGAGGCCAACAAAGGGCUGGGAGGAGAAACAGAAGAUUCUGAAGACACUCAACUUCUAUGUACUGCAGGUGAUCCAAAGAUGGAAGCCCUGGACAGCAGAAAAGAGAGAAUUGCUAGAGACCCAGAGAGCUGCGAUAUCCCUUUUUAUGUGUCUGAAUUUGUGGAAAGGGAGGUUGGAACAGACUACGAGUCAUUAAGCAAGCUUGGCAGACUUAUUGAACAGCUGUCAGAAAAUAAAGCAAAGCUGGAAGAACAGGUGCUCACAGUUUCGUCUGAAGUUCCCAAAAGAAUUCAGAAGGCCUUGCAGAAUGCAGAAGACUCUAAAAAAUCUCUCAAUCAGCUUCUAGAGAAGGAAAGCCUGUUGUACGAUUCAAUUAAUGAUCACUUGAUGACAUCUAAGCCAUGGAUGGAGGAUCUGGGUGUACUGAUAAGUCAAAUAAAAGAAGUUGAAAGGCACCUGGCUUAUUUAAAAUGGAUUUCACAAAUAGAGGAGUUAAGUGACAACAUUCAGCAAUAUCUCAUGACUAACAAUGUGCCAGAGGCUGCUACAACUCUAGCAACCAUGGCUGAAGUUGAUAUCAAGCUUCAGGAGUCAUCUUGUUCUCAUCUUCUUUCUUUUGUAAGAUCUACUGUUCAAUUCUGGCACAAGAUCCUGAAGGAUAAAUUGUCAAGUGAUUUUGAGGAGACUUUAAAUCAUCUUCAUUGGCCAUUUGUUGCACCAACACAAUCCCAGCCAUUUGGCUUGGCUACACCGCCAGCCAACGCCCAAGAGAUAUACACAAACUUUGAGACACUCUUUUCUCAGCUUCUGAAACUACAAACUUCCGAUGAACUAUUAACCAAACCAAAACAGCUUCCAGAAAAAUACAUUCUUCCUCCGUCUCCACCUAUCAUACUACCUAUGCAGAUCAUGCUGGCUCCUCUUCAGAAAAGAUUCAAGUAUCACUUCACAGGAAAUAGACAAACCAAUGUGCUGAGCAAGCCUGAAUGGUACCUAACCCAGGUACUCAUGUGGAUAGGAAAUCAUGCUAAGUUUCUUGAAGACAAAAUCCAACCAGCGUUGGACAAGGCAGGUGUAUCGGUGAAUGCAAAGCUGGAAUUUUCCCGAGCUUUGGUGAUGCUGAUUCUUGAGAAGCUGGCUGCCGAUAUCCCUUGCUUGCUGUAUGACGACAACCUCUUUUGUCACCUGGUGGAUGAGGUACUUCUCUUUGAGAGAGAGCUGCACAGCGUUCAUGGGUAUCUCAACAGCUUCCCCAGCUGCACGCACAUUCUAUCAGAAGAAACCUGUUUUCAAAGAUGGUUAACUGUGGAAAGAAAAUUUGCUCUUCAAAAGAUGGACUCAAUGCUUUCAUCUGAAGCUGCCUGGAUAUCACAGUAUAAAGACAUUACAGAUGUCGAUGAAAUGAAAGUCCCAGAUUGUGCUGAAACUUUUAUGACUCUGCUACUGGUUAUCACAGAUAGAUAUAAACACCUUCCUGCAGCUGCUCGGAAGCUUCAGUUCCUAGAGUUGCAGAAGGAGUUGGUGGAUGACUUCAGGAUACGGCUCACUCAAGUUAUGAAGGAAGAGACCAGAAUGCCUUUAGCCUUUCGCUACUGCGCCAUCCUCAAUGCUGUGAACUACAUAGCAACAGUCCUGGCAGACUGGGCGGACAACGUUUUCUUUUUGCAGCUUCAGCAGGCGGCGCUGGAAGUUUGUGCUGAUAGCAACGCACUAAAUAAGCUGCAGCUAGGACAACUGGCUUCCAUGGAAAGCUCCGUAUUUGAUGACAUGAUCAACCUCCUGGAGCGACUAAAGCAUGACAUGCUGACUCGUCAGGUGGACCAUGUCUUCAGAGAGGUCAAAGAGGCUGCCAGGAUGUACAAAAAGGAAAGAUGGCUGUCUUUGCCUUCCCAGUCAGAACAGGCUGUGAUGUCUCUGUCAGCCACUGCCUGCCCACUGCUAAUGACCUUGAGAGACCAGCUCCUGCAACUAGAGCAACAGCUUUGCUACUCGUUGUUCAAAAUCUUCUGGCAAAUGCUUGCAGAGAAGGUGGACUUGUUUAUCUAUCAGGAAAUCAUUCUGGCCAAUCACUUUAAUGAAGGAGGAGCAGCGCAGCUACAGUUCGACAUGACCAGGAAUCUUUUCCCUUUGUUCUCACAUUACUGCAAGAGGCCAGAGAAUUAUUUCAAACACAUAAAGGAGGCCUGUAUUGUGCUGAAUUUAAAUGUUGGCUCAGCCCUACUUUUAAAGGAUGUUCUUCACUCAGCCACUGAAAACAGAACUGAAACCACCUUGAAUUCAAGUCAGCCCACAGCAAUGGCAGCAUUAAAUGAACUUGGAAUUUACAAGUUAGCGCAGCAAGAUGUUGAGAUUCUUCUUAAUUUGAGAACAAACUGGCCUAACACUGGGAAAUGAGCAAACAGAUUAAUCACUGUUGAAUUCUAUGAGAAACAAAGCCUACUUUUCUCUGUGCUAAACUAACUUUUUUAGUGAAGAUGAAAGAGCUGUAUACAUGUCACAGUUUCAAAGAUACAAUUUCGUGUUGGGUACAGUUCAGCAAGUAUUAUAAUUGAACAAUAUGUUCAGCUGGAAUAUAUUCUUGUCCAACACCAGUGUGACAAAUACAGUUUUCUCAGCUGACGUUCUGUGGUAAUCAAGUAAAGUUAUUGUCAUUACAGGGCAUAUUCUAAUACAUCUAAAACAUUGUGUACAUACAUGUACACAAGCAACAAGCCCCUUACAGGAACAGAUUAAGAGUGUGUGUCUCUUAAUCUCAAAGUCGUGGAUUGAGCCCCACACAGGGCAAAAGAUUAAUGCACUGCAGAGGGUUGGACUAGAUAAUCCUUGUGCUCCCUUCGAACUCUACAAUUCUAUGAUUCUAUUCUAGGAUCCUUCUAGGAGUUUGUGGGAACUGCAUUUUAUGAGCUAACCUGAGUUGCUUCCCCUUGUUGGCUGUUUAGUCACACAGAAGCCUGUUAAGUCUGGCUGGAUUGUUGCUAGGGUUUUCCAACAACUCUUUGCAAGGGCUCUGAGCUGUUAACACCAGACAUAUUGCAGUGGUCCGCUAUCAACACUAGGGGCUUACAGUGGUUUGCAGCAUUUUCUGUGAUUUCUAUGCCUUCGUCUGGAAGUCUAGAGCACUCUGAAACAGCUGCAGUCCUAAUCAAACUGAAGAUCAGCCAGAGAGAACUUGAGAACUGGUUUGUCGUUUUGUCUUCCUGGUCUGUUGUUCCUGUCGACAUCCCCUGUUGCUGAGGACUGAGAUUUUGCAUUUUCCCUGAUGAAGAGCAAGUAGACAACUGUUUAAUUAUUUGUUUGUUGAAAAAUUGGGCUGGGGGGUUGCUACAGGCCUGGGUAGAAAGAGGGGAAAGCAAAGGCUAGAGAAAUAAAAAGGAUUGGUGUCUAGAUAUAGGUGGCCCAGCUAAAGACCGUGGCAGAUCAUGAAUAGUGCAGUAUUUAUAAUUAUCUGGUGAAGACUGGGAGCCAGUGGCCAAGUUGGUCUGAGAGGGUGCCUUGUGUAAAAGGUUGCACAGGUAAGUUUUUAAAGGUGGCCAAACUGUGCAGUCAGAAGUACAGCCAUAGGAGCUUUGGGGUGAAGAAAGAGUUUAGUUUGUUUCAUUUCAUAAAAUUAAUACACUGGUUUAUAAAACAAGGCUCCCCCAAACCUCAAAGCGAUUUACAAGAGAGGAUUUGCCACAAUAGCUGAACUGGGUUGUGAGAAUAAUUGGCUGGCAUGGAAAUGGGGGGGGGGGGGAGAGAAUUUGGCCUGCAGUAAAAGUCUCUUAGAGGCUGGCUCUUGAGUCUUUGGGAAGACUGCAGGAUGUAAAUAUCAGUAUUUCCUUGGGUACAAAGGUUGUCUUUAAUAAAGCAAUGAUCUUAGUUUAAA
Podarcis raffonei (Aeolian wall lizard) is the source of this 4110-nucleotide messenger RNA. RefSeq names its product RAD50 interactor 1 (gene RINT1). Lineage: Eukaryota; Metazoa; Chordata; Lepidosauria; Squamata; Lacertidae. Gene Ontology annotation, biological process: retrograde vesicle-mediated transport, Golgi to endoplasmic reticulum; endoplasmic reticulum to Golgi vesicle-mediated transport; regulation of ER to Golgi vesicle-mediated transport. Gene Ontology annotation, cellular component: Dsl1/NZR complex. Bases 189 to 2639 code for a protein of 816 amino acids. The record is from RefSeq and is a predicted model, not a curated record. The transcript has 16 exons.